Molecule: messenger RNA, 1218 nt
Organism: Cyprinodon tularosa
Lineage: Eukaryota; Metazoa; Chordata; Actinopteri; Cyprinodontiformes; Cyprinodontidae
Gene: pigr
Product: polymeric immunoglobulin receptor
Exons: 8
Coding region: 109-1113 (334 amino acids)
Source: RefSeq, a predicted model, not a curated record
CUUUUGGUCACGUGACCAAGAGAAAAUCGACACCACGGAACCCAGAGUCCUAAGAGUUUACACUGGGAAGUGAAUCAUCUUUAAGAACUCCUAAAGGGAAGUCAAAACAUGCUACCGCUCUACAUGGUCACCCUCCUCCUGUUACCAUGGAUUCCAGCAUUCCUAUCUAAGGUUACCACUGAGCAAGAGUUCACAGUCCUAGAGGGCGACACUCUUACAAUCCCUUGCCACUAUGAGCCCCAGUUUGCCAGCUAUGUAAAGUACUGGUGCCAGGGGAGGACCAAGGAAUUCUGUACCACGCUGGCUCGGACCGAUGACCACCACCUCGUAAAUCCAGCUGACAAUAAAGUGAGCAUUUUUGAUGACCCAGUUCAGCUGGUGUUCACCGUGACCAUGAAGGACAUGAAGGAGGAGGGAUCUGGCUGGUACAUGUGUGGCGUGGAGAUUGGUGGUAUGUGGAGCGCUGAUGACACAACUUUUACCAACAUUAAAGUCAUACAUGGUAUGUCAGCUGUGAACAGCAGGAUGAGUGGAGCGGAGGGGGGAUCUGUCACAAUUGAAUGCCUCUACAGUGAGAGAUACAGAGAAAGUGAGAAGAAAUGGUGUCGGAGUGGUGACUGGAGAUCCUGCCUGUCGACAGGUUCUGACGGGAGUUAUGAAGAUUCCUCCGUGGCCAUCAGAGAUGACAGAACUAGGGCUUUCACCGUAACCUUUAAGAAGCUGCAGAUGAAACAUACAGCUUGGUACUGGUGUUCUGCAGGGCAGCAGAAGAUAGCUGUACACUUGCUGGUCACACCCAAACCCACCACCAUCCCACCUGUAACAAAUCAGUCCUUUCCUAACCUGCCCCCAGCCAAACCCAUCACGAGGGAGACCUGGAGCAAUCACAGUCCCAUGUUGCUUUCUGUGGUGGUCUGUUCAUCUGUCAUUUUCUUGGUGGUCGUGGCCAUAUUGGCUAUUAAGUUCUGGAAGAUGCACAAGACGGAUAGAGUUCCAAGAGAAGUCGAGGAGAUGAAAGCUAAGUUCAGUGGCUACUCAAGAGAUGCGGGCGACUUCCAAAGUGGUACAGUGUUUUUCCUUAACAAGGAAUCCCAGGAUGUGCACGUGUACUGAGAUCCGACUCUGUAUGACGUACUGUUACUUAACGAAUGUAUUCUUUAUUUCACUCUGCUGUUCAGAGCACGCACUCUCAAUAUCAGUAUUCUUUUUAUAUGUUAU